AUGGCGACUACAUUUCCUCUUCUCCGUCUUCCGUACCUCGUGCUUAUGCCUGUCUUGGAACACAUGGAAUUUAUGGACAAAAUCGCACUCUCUAUUCUUUCCAAACGAGCCAGAAUGUACGUGAAACUACUCAAAAUGAAGUGUAAGCGUAUCAAUUUAAUACUGAAGGAUAACAAAAUCGAGAUGAUAGUGUUUUUUGAAAUUAGUAAAGAAUUGAGAGUGGAUAUGUAUAUUGACGUAUUGCAACGAAGCAAUUUCAUAUUUAGAUAUAAACAGUUUGUUUCAUGGUGCGACGGUAGUCUACUUCCAGUGGACUACGUCCUUUCAAUUAUGGACGUCACUCACUGCAAGUCGAUCUAUCAUUUCGUUGUCUCUGAAAUUUCUGAACACGAUAGCAUCCCAAUCAUCGCAAAACUAGCAAAAAUUGAUGAAGUCGUUGUUGAAUUCGAUUGGUCCUCAAAACGUAUUUCUUAUGAAGCUUUAUUUCAAAAAGAAAGACAACUUCUCAGAGUUCUGAGAACUGUUUUUCCAGUAUCUUCUGCAGUUUUUAUUACCUAUCAAUUCCAAAACCGCAAUCACCUCAGAGAAAUUCUCAAAGGGAAUUUGGACGCCGUGAUUUUAAAGAAUUCCGACAAUUGGAUUAAUCUUAAUGACUUGUGGAUUACAAACGCUAGGACACUUGAGAUUCAUACACAAACGCUUAACGUGAGAGACCUGAACCGUUAUUUCAAAUUGUGGAUGAAGAAAAUAUGUAAUGAUCGACUGGAAUACUUGGAAGUGAGAAUAUAUGAUAAGAUCAGUGUGGAUCUUCUCCUGAAUGGACUCAACGCUGUUCCAGUUCCAAUUGAAACAAAGAGAGAAUUCCGGGUUUUGGGAAAUCUGAAACAGGUGUGUUGGUAUGAGAACAUUACUGCCGAAUUUGAUAUAACAAGAGCCGACGGGAAAACUGCAACAAUCAGACUCAAUGGAUAUGACUAUAUUCACUUCUACGUUUGGCCAGAAUCUACUAAUCUUGUGCCAAAUCAGUCUUCACUCAUUUCUACGACAAGCAUAAGCACGGGGUACGGAAGACAGAGAAGAGGAAAUGCAGUCGUCAUCUCGGUAGAAGGAGUGGAAAUGCAGAAUGAGGAGGAAUCAAUGAAUGAGGAAUGUAAAUCUGGUACAGUAGAGAAGUUUCAAGAACAUUCUGGCUCGUUUGGAGAGAAUCAAAAGUGCGAUUCUGAAGAAAAGACGUGUAAAGUGUUUGCUUACCAAAUAAUGUGUUUCGAUGACGAGCCAAUGGACUUGGUCGAGGAGGAGAACAACGGAGAAAUGGAAAAAGGGCUCAUAGUCUAUUAA
Messenger RNA from Caenorhabditis remanei, 1338 nucleotides. RefSeq lists its product as uncharacterized. Gene Ontology annotation, molecular function: protein binding. Bases 1 to 1338 code for a protein of 445 amino acids. NCBI's taxonomy places the organism in Eukaryota, Metazoa, Nematoda, Chromadorea, Rhabditida, Rhabditidae. The transcript has 5 exons. The record is from RefSeq and is a predicted model, not a curated record.